AUGACGGCGGUGACGGGCGCGGAGCGACCCCGCGAUGGCAGCUGCCACUUCCAGCGCUCCCGACUCAUCUGGAUGAUUGCCAUCACCUUCGGCAUGAUCGUUCUCGGCUGGGUAACGCUUUGGCCUUCAACUAUACCUUAUAGUUAUUUGGGAAUAUUUGGUACCUUCCUUAAUUAUUUAGUGGAAAAUCACCACAAAUGGGUAUGCUAUGGGUUCUGGGUGUCCUGGUUGAUUCACGUAGUAGAAGCCUUCUACGGUGUUAAGUUAUGCCAAUCUAAAGGAAUCACUGACCCAGCAAUUCAAUUUCAAUGGUUCAUUCAGACACUUUUAUUUGGGUAUGCUUCUUUUGGUCUGCUGGUAUCUUACAAACCUUCAGCCAAGAAGCACUACUAG
Indicator indicator is the source of this 393-nucleotide messenger RNA. RefSeq names its product transmembrane protein 254 (gene TMEM254). The transcript is spliced from 4 exons. The coding region runs from base 1 to 393 and encodes 130 amino acids. The record is from RefSeq and is a predicted model, not a curated record. Lineage: Eukaryota; Metazoa; Chordata; Aves; Piciformes; Indicatoridae.